Messenger RNA from Staurois parvus, 900 nucleotides. Lineage: Eukaryota; Metazoa; Chordata; Amphibia; Anura; Ranidae. The record is from the annotation of a GenBank genome assembly.
AGCCCAGCUGGAGUAGAAUCACUUCCGCCAGCACUUUGCUGCUACGCAUGCACGCUGUAUGCAGUAAGGUGUGAGUGUCGUGCCGGGGCAGAGUGUGUAUACGGAACGUACGUUGGUAUAGAGGAAGGAGGAGAGGCAGCAGGAGACAUGUCUAUCUUCACCCCUACCAACCAAAUUCGCUUGACCAAUGUGGCGGUCGUGCGGAUGAAGAAGGGAGGGAAGAGGUUCGAGAUAGCCUGUUACAAGAACAAGGUUAUGAGCUGGCGCAGUGGAGCGGAGAAAGAUAUAGAUGAAGUCUUACAGACGCACUCUGUGUUCAUGAAUGUGUCCAAAGGUCAAGUAGCCAAGAAAGAGGAUCUGGUCAAAGCAUUUGGAACAGAGGAUCAGACAGAGAUCUGCAAGCAGAUUUUGUCAAAGGGGGAGCUUCAGGUAUCUGAAAAAGAGCGGAGUACACAACUAGAGCAAAUGUUUCGGGAUAUUGCAACCAUUGUGGCUGACAAAUGUGUUAAUCCAGAGACAAAGAGGCCAUAUACUGUGAACCUCAUUGAAAGAGCAAUGAAAGACAUCCAUUAUUCAGUUAAAGCUACAAAGAGCACAAAACAACAGGCCUUGGAUGUCAUAAAACAGCUUAAAGAAACCAUGCAGAUUGAGCGUGCUCACAUGAGGUUGAGGUUUAUCCUUCCUGCCAAGGAUGGUAAACGACUAAAGGAAAAGCUGAAACCAUUAAUUAAGCUUGUUGAAAGUGAAGAUUUUGACCAGGAACUGGAAAUUGUGUGCUUGAUUGAUCCAGGCUGCUUUCGGGAAAUUGAUGAGCUGAUACGAUGUGAGACCAAAGGAAAAGGCACCUUGGAAGUUCUGAGCUUGAAAGAUGUAGAAGAAGGAGAUGAGAAGCUAGAAUAA